Messenger RNA from Beauveria bassiana ARSEF 2860, 1797 nucleotides. Its product is annotated as Alg9-like mannosyltransferase. Lineage: Eukaryota; Fungi; Ascomycota; Sordariomycetes; Hypocreales; Cordycipitaceae. The transcript has 3 exons. Gene Ontology annotation, biological process: protein N-linked glycosylation. The coding region runs from base 1 to 1797 and encodes 598 amino acids. Gene Ontology annotation, cellular component: endoplasmic reticulum membrane. The record is from RefSeq and is a predicted model, not a curated record. Gene Ontology annotation, molecular function: alpha-1,6-mannosyltransferase activity.
AUGGCGCCCAACUCUCUUGAUGUCGCUCUCAACGUGCUGCUCUUUGCCGUGCCACUCGCGCACCUGCUCCUCGCGCCAUUUUCCAAAGUCGAGGAGUCCUUCACCCUGCAGGCCGCGCACGACGUGCUCGUCUACGGCACGCCCACCGGCGCGGACCGCGCCGCCGCGCUCGCCGACUCCUACGACCACUUUGUCUUUCCCGGCGUCGUGCCCCGCACUUUUAUCGGCGCCGUCGUCAUUGCGGCCCUGAGCCAGCCGCUCAUUGCGGUGGCCGGCUUCGCGCGCGCCCAGAUGCUGGUGCGCGGCGUCUUGGGCGCGCUCAACGCGCUGAGCCUGCUUGUUUUCCGGCGUGGCCUCGACGCGGCGUUUGGGAAAGCGACGGGGCGUUGGUGGGUAGUGCUCGUGGUGAGCCAGUUCCAUCUCAUGUUUUAUCUGAGCAGGACGCUGCCCAACAUGUUUUCCUUUGGCCUGAGUUUGUUAACCCUUCUCAAAUCCCCCUUCAGUCUAGCGACGCUCGCUGCGGCGUUUCUCCUCCCGCAAGCCACGCCCGCGCUCGCUUUCGCCCGCCAGAAGCAGGCUCUUCUCCUGCUCGUCUUCUCCGCCGUCGUUUUCCGCGCCGAAACGGCCCUGCUCCUCGGCGCCACCUGCCUCCACCUGCUCUUCCGGCGCCGCGCCACCCUCACCCGGCUCGUCCCGUUGCUCGCGGGCCUGUCCCUCGGCGCGCUCCUCCUCUCGGUGCCCGUCGACUCGUACUUUUGGCAACGGGGCCUGCUCUGGCCGGAGCUCGCCGGCUUCUACUACAACGUCGUGCGCGGGUCCGCCUCGGCCUGGGGCACCUCCCCCUGGCAUUACUACUUCUCCUCGGCUCUGCCGCGGCUACUACUAAACCCGCUCGCGCUGCCGCUCGCGGCCUGCGCGCUCUGGUGGCCCGCGACGCGGCACCCGGCCGCUGACCUGGUUGCGCCGCCCCUGCUCUUUGUUGCCCUUUAUUCGCUGCAGCCGCAUAAGGAGGCGCGCUUCAUCUUUUACGUCGUGCCCGCGCUCACCGCUGCCGCUGCCCUCGGUGCCAACUACGUCUACACGCGCCGCUCCAAGUCCCUUCUCUACCGGAUAGUCGCUGCGGCGCUUCCGCUCUCCAUUCUCGCCUCCCUGGCCGCCAGCCUCGCCAUGCUACUCGUCUCCUCGCUCAACUACCCCGGUGGCGACGCCGUCGCGCAGCUCUUCCAACUCACGCACCACCAGCACCACCACGCCUCUGCACCGCCGCACGACACCCUCUCCGUCCACGCCGACGUCCUCACCUGUAUGACGGGCCUUACGCUCUUUGGCCAGAACCCGCACGGCCUACCAUUGGCCUAUGGCGCGCCGCCGCCUCGCUCGUCGCUCGUCGCCGCCGCUCCGCCGCUGCUGCUGUUUGACAAGACCGAGGAUGAGGCCGCCAUGGCGCGGCCCGACUUUUGGACGCGCUUCGACUACGUCCUUACCGAGGACCCCGGGAAGAUCACCACCGGUCAGUGGCGGACCGUCGGCGUCGUGCAGGGCUACGACGGCAUCGAGCUGCUGCGUCCCGGUGCCACGGCCGCGGGCGAUGCCAACGACGUUGACGUCGAGGCCAUCCCGCAGGUGGCCAGCCUCCAGCCCCCGCUUCUGGGACGCGGUCUCGCAGUUCGCAACAUGCGCCGUUUUGUGCGGAGCCUCACCAGCGGCUGGUACGCCGGCCCGCGCAUGGCGCCGCGCAUUCACAUUAUGCAACAGAUCACGGCACAGUCGCGGCCUAGCAAAGAAGCGACUGCAUAA